Molecule: messenger RNA, 1511 nt
Organism: Dicrocoelium dendriticum
Lineage: Eukaryota; Metazoa; Platyhelminthes; Trematoda; Plagiorchiida; Dicrocoeliidae
Source: the annotation of a GenBank genome assembly
GCUUAAAAUUUCUCUGAACUAUGCAACUCCUCCCUCCACCUUGUCAUCAACAUAAAAAGGGAUGGACAACUGCUAUCUAUGAUAGAACUGGCGGACGUAUCAUAUCAGCUGGUGUAGAUGGAAAAGUCAAGGUCUUGGACAGUGUGGAUGACUCCUGUCCCAUGGAACACGUUAUUGGUGAGAAGAUAAAUGCUCUUGUUGUGAGGGAAGAAACGAUUAUUUUGGCCACCGAGGGUACUUAUGUACACAUCAUACAUCUGGAGGAUGGUCUCCCUGAAGGCCUAGCAACCCGAUUCACAGCUGAGGUUAUGCAUGUUGCCGUAAACAAGGACGGAUCCAGGCUUGCCACUUGCAGCAGCGAUUUUUUAAUUAAGGUUGUAAACUUCCCUUCUUCUGAAGACAGAGAAUUCGUUCUCGAAGGUCAUACUGGAGGAGUGCUAAGCGUCGCCUUUGAUCCCUUGGAUAUUUUUCUCGCAUCUUCCUCUUGCGAUGGAACUGUUCGUAUUUGGCGACUUGAUCAACGACGCGAAGUCAAAGUUAUUCGCUGUUUGUCCUCCUGCAAUGACCCAGCUCUCGCAUUAAGCUUUUGCCGAUUGUGCUGGCAGUUGCCUAGUGGAAAGUUCUUAGCAGUUCCCGUUGACAGGCAGGUGUGCCUUUACGAACGGGAUACUUGGGAAGUCCUGUGUUACCUUUCUUGCCCGUCAUUUACGGAACCCAUUACAUCAUGCGUCUCAUCGUUCGACGGUGCUCUAUUGGUUGCCGGAUCGGACGGAGGAUGGAUUGUGGUUUGGCGCAUUGCAGACAGGCAUGCACUUCACAGAGUACGUGAUCCGUCUGAGAGUAUCAUAUGCAGUCUAGCUUGGCAUCCACAACAGGAGCACACCGUGUUGUAUGCGAACGGCAAUGGAUCCCUUGGACUGGUACGAAUUCCUGAGAGACAGCCUGCUCUUGAUGGCGGCCUUUCACCGGAUUCAAUGAAAGCUUUGAUGGGUUGCGAUGAGGACGGAGACAUGGAUCAGCUGCUUCGGGCCGCUGCAGCACAGGCAGAGUCUAGUCGUCUUGUAGACGAAGAGGAAGCACAGAGGCUACUAGAUCUUCCGGGUGACGAUGAUGAUGUUGACUCGAUCGAUUUAUCACGUAUAAAAUCUGGUUACCUGGUUAUGGACGAUGUUGACGACGGCGAGUCGCAACCACUAGGUGAUGUGUUGGAGACGGAACCGAAGCCGCUGGAUGCUAUUCAUUCCGUUCCGAAUGCAACAGGACCGCCUCAACCCAGCUCAAUAUACUCGCAGCGUAUUCAGAAGUCCUUCCAACCGGGUUCCAUGCCUCAAGGUGAAUACUUUUCUUCGACUACAUCAUCACCACCACUUCACUUUAACGAAUCAAACUCCUCAAUUCACACAAUUAUCCGGUUCUUAUUACGUAUUUCCUCUUGCAUCUUCGAGUUCCUGAGGCUAACCCCGAAUCGGAUCGGUGGUCACCACUGCUGUCCUCUGAUGAACUCGCUUUAA